Gregarina niphandrodes is the source of this 2434-nucleotide messenger RNA. RefSeq names its product myosin. Gene Ontology annotation, cellular component: cytoplasm; actin cytoskeleton; myosin complex. The record is from RefSeq and is a predicted model, not a curated record. The transcript has a single exon. Gene Ontology annotation, molecular function: actin filament binding; ATP binding; microfilament motor activity. NCBI's taxonomy places the organism in Eukaryota, Apicomplexa, Conoidasida, Eugregarinorida, Gregarinidae. The annotation marks the transcript as partial. Gene Ontology annotation, biological process: vesicle transport along actin filament; actin filament organization.
AUGACGUUUGCAGCCUUGGUCCGUAACAAGCAGGCGCAGAGCAUCGUGAUUUCCGGUGAGUCGGGCGCCGGCAAAACGGAGGCGACGAAGAUUCUGCUGCGGUACUUCAGCGAACUAGACCACGGCCGAGACGGUCCCGGUCCAGGACCGGGUCCGGGUCCAGGCUGCAUUGAGACAUAUAUCCUCAACUCCAACCCGAUACUGGAGUCGUUCGGUAACGCCAAGACCCUGCGCAAUGACAAUAGCUCGCGAUUCGGCCGCUUCAUACAACUCUUCUUCGACGUUGAGAACCAACGCCGCAUCAAGUACGCUCGCAUCAGCCACUACCUGCUCGAGAAGUGUAGACUCGUCUCGCUCUACGAAAAGGAACGAAACUUUCACAUCUUCUACCAACUCGUCUUCGGUGGUGUUAAUCAUGCACACUUCAAACAAAAACUCGAGCACUGGGGCCUCCACGAACCCCGCAAGUUCAAAGCCAUCCUCGGCGACGAACGUCUCUACGACCUAGUUGAAGGAAUGCACAGCCCGCAAACCGCUCAGUCUCACAACUCUGGCGCACGCCUUUUCAGCUCCCAGGCCGCCGACGACGCCGCUUCACUCCUCCAGCCCUGGCAGUCCGGCAGCAUGUGGUCCAACUCCUCGCAGGACUGGACCGAAGCUAACGAGUGGCUUGAAAGCUGGGGCAUCAUGUUCGACGAACUCCUUGAAUCAAUGGCCGGCAUCGGCUUCACCGAAUUCGACGUCGACGAAAUUUUCGGCGUCGUCGCCGGCAUCAUGCAUCUCAGCCGCGUACGCUUCACCUCCGUCGACAUUCCGCCACAAGCCACCUACAUCGACGGCAUGCCGCUCACCAAAAUCGAGGAUUACGAGCCCCUCGAAUUCGCCUGCAGACUUCUGCAGCUCAAAAACAUACCCUCCAUCAUUCCCGCAGAUAUCAAUGAUCCCGUGGCAGCCACCGCUGACGUAUUGCUCUUCAAGUCCAUCCGAAACAACCAGGGACAAGGCUACUGGAUUAGGACCCCGCGGGAUCCUGUACACGCUGCACACACCAGAGACUCCAUCGUGAAGGAGAUCUACUCCAGACUGUUUGACUGGAUCAUAAAGAAAAUUAAUCUGCGACUCACGGCGACGCCGGUGGCGAGCGUCGGUCAGACUCGUGAGGCGCACAACCGCGAAGUGCUGGCGCACGGUGCGACGCACGGGCUUCGUGAGUCGCACAGUGUGUACCGUCAGCAGCGCAAGUCUAGUGCUAUAACGACGAUCCGCAACUCGACUCCGCCGAUUGGGUUGUUGGACAUUUACGGCUUCGAGGUGUUUGACGGGCGGAAUUCGUUCGAGCAGUUGUGCAUCAACUUUGCGAACGAGAAGUUGCAGCAGCACUUCAACCAGCACGUGUUGGCGUUGGAGCAGGCGACGUACAGGAAGGAGGCGAUUGACUGGUCGGACAUUUUGUUUACGGACAACCGCGAGAUCAUUCGUGCGUUGGAGGAGCCGCCGCACGGCGUGUUUGUGAUCCUGGACGACACGCGGAUUACGGACCAGCGCGUGGAGCAGCCGGGGCGUGGGGGGAUGGAGCGUGCGUCUUCGAGUGGAGGCGAGUUCCGUGGCGGCGGGAACUACCACCACCACGACAUGAUGUUUUUGCGUGAGAUUGACCGCCGCGGUCUGAAGCCAGUGGUGGCGCUGCCGGAUCGGAAGCAGUUCCGCGACACGAUUUUCACAGUGAAGCAUUACGCGGGUGUGGUGGACUACUGCUGUCUGGGUUUUGUGGAGAAGAAUGUGGACAAGUUGGAGGCGCAGAGUUGCUACUUUUUGUCCAAAGCCAGCCGGCACGCGUUGGUGCGGGAGCUCUUUCCCCACGACCAGGCUGAAGAUAUGGCUGUGAAACGAAACUCGCUCAAGGCGACGCUGGGCGUAGAGUUCCGCAACCAAUUGGACAGGCUGUUGAAGUCCCUAACCUCGACCACGCCAACAUAUAUUCGGUGCAUCAAACCCAAUGGAUUGAAGCAGGCGGGACUUUUCAACUCGCAUGACGUGCUGCGUCAACUGGAGUACGCCGGGUUGUUGGAGAGCAUCCGGAUCCGUAAUAGCGGUUUCGGCGUGCGUUGCACGUUCCAGGAGUUCCUGGACGACUAUCUUAUUACGCUUCCGCACGAAUACCAGUUGUGGCUGAAGACGGGGAAACACAACCAGGAGAAGGCGAAGGAGUUGUGCACGAAGCUGCUCACGCUCGCCGCCGGGCAGAAGAGCGCUGCACGCUCGGACGCCGAGGACAGCCGGCGGCACUGGCAAAUAGGGCGCACCAAAAUCUUCAUGCGCGAAGAAGUGCAGGUCUACCUCGAACAGGCGCGCUCCGCGAAGCGUCUGCAAAGCGCGAUCAAAAUUCAAGCACACGUGCGCGCCUUCCGCCAACGCGAGCGCUGGCGACGACUCC